This is a messenger RNA of Cyprinus carpio (common carp), 1884 nucleotides long. Its product is annotated as E3 ubiquitin-protein ligase RNF115-like. Gene Ontology annotation, molecular function: ubiquitin protein ligase activity. Gene Ontology annotation, biological process: positive regulation of DNA-templated transcription; ubiquitin-dependent protein catabolic process; protein ubiquitination. The record is from RefSeq and is a predicted model, not a curated record. Gene Ontology annotation, cellular component: nucleoplasm; cytoplasm. NCBI's taxonomy places the organism in Eukaryota, Metazoa, Chordata, Actinopteri, Cypriniformes, Cyprinidae.
CGCCUCCUUCUGCAGUGGGCGGACCGACGGCCAGGGCUGCUGCUGCUGCUGUUUGGGACAGAGACAGUCUCACGGAAAAUAUGGCGGAGGCUGCGGCGGUCCCUCCGCAUCGCUUCUUCUGUCACUGUUGUAAGGGCGAAGUGAGCCCCAAACUGCCGGAGUAUAUCUGUCCCAGAUGUGACUCGGGCUUCAUCGAGGAGGUUACAGAAGACUCCAGUCUUCUGGACAGUAGUUCAAAUAGCCUUGAUGACACAGCUUCACAGUUUGCUGAGCUAUGGCAGCUGUUAUUUGUGGAGAGGCCGUUCAGUCUGGAUCUAGAGAGUCCUGACUCUGAGCGGGUUCCUGGAGGUGGCAGUGGGUCUGGGAGUCUCGGAACAGGGCCGUUUGGCGGUUCUGUCCCAGGUGGGCUUGGUGGGUCCCUGAGUGGCCCUCUAGGCGGAGGAGAGCACUGGGGUCCUGGUCGUCCUCCACGACUGCACACGCAGAGGAGGUACCGAUCCAGAGGAAGCAGUCGACCGGAGCGCUCUCCCGCUGUUGAGGGAAUAGUACAACAGUUUCUCGCAGGCCUUUUUGCCAAUUCAGGAGUACCAGGCUCUCCUCCACUGUCAUGGACGGGAAUGCUGCACUCAAACCCUGGGGACUACGCCUGGGGACAGGGGGGUCUGGAUGCAGUCAUCACACAGUUAUUGGGUCAAUUUGAAAACACAGGUCCUCCUCCUGCUGAGAAAGAGAAAAUUUCCUCCCUCCCCACUGUUAUCAUCACUCAGGAACACACUGACUGCAAUAUGGAGUGCCCUGUAUGUAAGGAAGACUACACAGUCGGUGAGCCGGUCAGGCAGCUGCCCUGUAACCACAUCUUCCAUAGUGACUGCAUCGUGCCCUGGCUUGAACUGCACGACACGUGUCCUGUGUGCAGGAAGAGCCUUAAUGGGGAUGAAAGCGGCACUCAGUCGUCGUCAGAGCCUUCCUCCCUAAACACUGAUCCUCGCACACCGGAGAGAUGGUCCUUCUGAAACACACGCACACACGUCCGUCCAUCUUAUCCAAGCUCUCUGUCUUAACCCAAGCUAUUUGUGUUCAUGCUGGUAUAUUUUACUAUGGUUUGUUUACUUCUGUUCUCUAACACAGUCCUUCUCAGUUUUGUCUAUCCUAAUGUUUCUGUGUCUUUCAGACGUCUUUGAUCCCCUCCACAGUUUUCCACACAGAAUUUUGCCUAGUAUGCCCUUCCCUUAUUUCUACCCUGAGUGAAGAAACAAACAGUGCAGGAUGAGGAUAGGCUCGGGCACAUAUUGUUGCUAUAGCAGCACAACUCCCAACCCAGAUUUAGAUGGUACAGUGUUCAGUUUCCCAGAGAUGAGCUGUACUCCCCAGAUAGCGCCUUUUAUGGUUCAAUGUGAAUUCUCAUUGGGAUGGGGUGCCGUGUCUUUGCGGUUUAUGAACGUUGCUUUACUUCCCCAGGUUUUUUGUUGUUCUCGCAUCCCUUUUGUUCAGGAGAUCAUGAACUUUUGUCUCUCUCUCCUUUUUGAUUCCAACUGUGGUGUGUAUAUAUCACAAACCUAUCAAUGUCCUUCAGUUUAAUUUGAUUUAGUUCUUUUCACUCAUUUCUAUUACAGUUUCUUCUAAUGUAAAUAAUUUUAGUUGGAAAACUCAUUUAGGGAAGACAAAAAACAAACAAAAAAAACAUUGAUGAUGAAUGGCUAAAUAUUAAAGUAUAUAAAUAUAUAUUAUAUGAUGUGUAUGACCAUGAUGUAUUAAUAAUAAAACUGAAUAAAAACCAGGAACCAUGUUGAUCUUAUGGCACAGACGAACAACCAAUGCAUUCAGACCUUCCUAUUGAUUUUUGUUGACAUAAAUAUGCAUUCUCAGAAGAGAUGUCUUUGAAAA